Endocarpon pusillum Z07020 is the source of this 900-nucleotide messenger RNA. RefSeq lists its product as uncharacterized. Bases 1 to 900 code for a protein of 299 amino acids. The record is from RefSeq and is a predicted model, not a curated record. The transcript has a single exon. NCBI's taxonomy places the organism in Eukaryota, Fungi, Ascomycota, Eurotiomycetes, Verrucariales, Verrucariaceae.
AUGGGAGCUACUGGAACAAUUUCCCAAAGCGACUUGGCUACAUCGAACGAGAAUUCUGGAACGAAACCGGUCCGUAUGCCAAUAAAGCCUGGGGCAAUGCCAGCUUCGAUGCAUGGCUGUGUCAGAAGUCGCGCAAGGAACGUGAGAGCAUUGCCAUCGGCUGGCUCUUUUUUGGAACGCUGGCGGAAGUUGCUAGCUGUCAUUUGGACAUCAAAAAACUAUCUCAGAGUCACAGAUAAGGGCCAAUCUGUUCUGCAGAUGACGGAAAAUUCGAUGAACGCUCUUCUCGAGCGCUGGGUCACUAUUCAGACUCAUUUCAAAGGGUCCAAGUAUGUCCGCGGUGUCCCCGAGCCAGAUCGUGGCGUCAUAAUGUACGAGAAGGCAAGACUUGCGAAUGAAGAUAAUAUUUGGAACACCUUCAGGACACCAGUAAAACCUGGAAGUAAGCCAACGGCGAAACUGAAUGCCCAAGGAAAGUCACCGCAGUUUGAACGAGCUCACUCAUGUCUCCGGAAGUCUAAAGCAAUCAUUGGACUGCUCUGUGAGGCAAUCGAUACCAAAACAGUGUUCGUCAUUGCCACUUUACAUCAAUUUUUUGCAGAGGCGUUGACGACGGUGGUAUUCCACGGAGAGGUGGCAACAGCGUAUGACAUGAGUGGAAAAGAUUCAUUAGGCAGAUGGGCUGUGGGAGCUGACUUUUGCCACUUCAAUCAGGAUGCGGUGCGCAAAUUGGGUGGUGUCCACGAACAGCCCAGUACUUUUGGAAUGAUAACAGCCGUACCUUGGCAUUUGAUUACUUCGCGACCAGUCUCAAGUCAUACCAGAGCUCGGAAGAUCAUUCAAGCUGUACAGAAGAUGUGUGCUCGGCCUAUCAACUGGACCCCGACAAGUACAAAGUAA